Messenger RNA from Caenorhabditis remanei, 426 nucleotides. RefSeq lists its product as uncharacterized. Lineage: Eukaryota; Metazoa; Nematoda; Chromadorea; Rhabditida; Rhabditidae. The transcript has 3 exons. Bases 1 to 426 code for a protein of 141 amino acids. The record is from RefSeq and is a predicted model, not a curated record.
AUGCUCGAAAGCCCACAUCAGAAGAAUCUUCCGGCGAGAGCGUUGAUUUCCAGAAGAGAGUGCAAACUCUUUGGCAAACUGUUCCGAAGCGACAGUUACGUUGAAGACGGGAUUGAUUUCGGCGAGGGUGUUAACGUCGCCUCCGAGUAUCUUCCCGUCACGAGCCAGAGAAUACUUCUGGGCAAUGGAAAGCCCACUGAGAACGUAGCAGCAUUCUCGCUUCGAAGAGUCCUUUCUCAAGAGAUCGUCCUUCUCGUUCCAUUUCUCCAUCUAACAAUGGGAAAAUUGCUCCUUGCCAGAAGCUGUAACAUCCAUCAACAAGCUUGUUCGUUCUUCCUUGAAAUCCUCCUUCGUACCGCAUUUGACGACGUGUUGCCCAACGAAGAAGACUUUCCAUAUCGGCGAGACGGAAUCUGGAAAUCAUAG